Trichoderma atroviride IMI 206040 is the source of this 1512-nucleotide messenger RNA. Lineage: Eukaryota; Fungi; Ascomycota; Sordariomycetes; Hypocreales; Hypocreaceae. The record is from RefSeq and is a predicted model, not a curated record.
AUGAAGUCACAAACAUUGCUGGCAUAUGCUGCAUUGCCGCCAUUGGACCGCCUUGGCUCCCCCGAGCCGCUUGUGAAGGCUGUCAUCACUGCCAUGAUGCCCAUCGGUUCGAUAGUGGGCGCGAUCUGGUCUUUUUAUCUGAGCGCGACCAUGACACCAAAAUGGGCCUUGAUAUAUGUGUGCUUUAUCUGUGUUUUUGGAUGUGUGCUUCAGGUCGCAAUGCCAGACAACCCGAUGCUGUAUAUCGCGAGAAGCAUUGCUGGGGUCGGAGCUGGGGCUAUGAGUGCUAUCAUGCCUGUGUAUCUGGCUGAAAUUGCGCCAUGGAAGACUCGGGGACGGACCAUUGGAUUCUAUCAAUUGGGCAUCGCCUGGGGCAUCUCCACGCAAUAUCUCAUCCAAUACGCCGCGAUGAAGUUUUCAAACCACCACAAGAGUGUUUCUCAUCGGCAGGGACUUGCCUUUCGGUUAUCAUACGGUAUCCAGCUACUAUCUGCAGUUGUGUUGCUCUUAGGCCUCCUUGUCCUCCCCCAUAGCCCGCGUUUAUAUACCACUUAUGACCUUUUGGGCUCUGCCCUCGGCAUGACUGCAGAUCUCCACGCAAAAGGGAACGUGCACCAACCCGAAGUCAUCGCGCAGUGUCGAGAGAUGGUAGAAGAAAUCCGGAUCGAGCGCGAAAAAAACUUUCCCGAGUUCCGCACGUUGCUACGGAGGCCCCUGGCGAAGAGACUUUUCCUAGGAAUGAGUGUCCAAGCAUGGAGCCAGCUGUGCGGCAUGAACAUCAUGACGUACAACCUUGUAUACGUUUUGCUUGGAACUGGGGCCGUUUCGCCGUUUGUGAUGGCAACUAUCCAGUACCUCAUUUACUAUGUCUGCACCGUGCCAGCCAUAUACUUGGUGGACAAAAUAGGCCGAAGACGAGCGUUGCUAACUGGAUCUUUGGUGAUGAUGAUAUGUCUCUUGCUCACCGGAAUUCUCCAGCAGUCCAACGGCACACCCACCGUGGGACAGUCAAUACACUAUCCUUCGUGGAUGAUGGAUAGAAAUCAACAUGUCACAAGUGCCAUGAUAUCCUUUUCUUGCAUCUUUGUGGCUGCGUUUGCUAUGACCUGGGGACCGAUAUCGUGGAUAUACCCAGCAGAGAUAUUCCCGACCCCAAUUCGUCCCAGGGCCGUUGCCUUGUGCACGGCAGCGCGUUGGUGUUGCAAUGUGGCCGUUGCUUUGGCUGUACCUUAUCUGGGCUCUGAUAGAUACCACGCGUAUUAUCUCUUUGGCAUGUUCAACGGGUGUGCUCUGAUAUCCAUGUAUUAUAUCGCCUACGAGACCAAAGGAUAUACGCUGGAGGAAAUGCACGAAGUCUUUGACUCGGGGCUGCCCCCAUGGAAAAUUCGUCAAGGGGAAAGUAGAAUCGAAGCGCUGGCAUCACGUAUACACCAAGAUCAACAACGGCAGCAGCAUGAUGAAGAGCCCCCUCUGCUGUGGGGGAACCAUAUCGCAGCCAUGGAUUGGGGCUAG